Molecule: messenger RNA, 4014 nt
Organism: Hippoglossus stenolepis (Pacific halibut)
Lineage: Eukaryota; Metazoa; Chordata; Actinopteri; Pleuronectiformes; Pleuronectidae
Gene: tbx2b
Product: T-box transcription factor 2b
Exons: 8
Coding region: 611-2662 (683 amino acids)
Biological process (GO): cell fate specification; regulation of transcription by RNA polymerase II; positive regulation of DNA-templated transcription
Cellular component (GO): nucleus
Molecular function (GO): RNA polymerase II cis-regulatory region sequence-specific DNA binding; DNA-binding transcription factor activity, RNA polymerase II-specific
Source: RefSeq, a predicted model, not a curated record
GAGGCAGAGAGAGAGAGAGAGCGGCUGCUUGGGAAGCAUGUCCGGACUGUAGCGCAUGAGCGGCGGGUGGAGGAGUGACUGUGCUGGGCUGUUCUGACAGACAGGGGUGGAGGUGGAGGAGUGGAGCUGUUCCUCUCUAUAAAGAGUCUGGCCGGAGCUGUCAGAACCACGCCUAUAGGGGCCCACAAUUGGUCCAGAAAGCGUAAAAUCAGCAAUCAAAGGGGCUUGGUUCAUUAGUGUUGGGGAUGGAGGCAGGAAGGACAUGUGAGAUAGUCACAGAUCUGCAGUGAACGGGGCCACAUCUCUCCAGUCAGUGUGGGAUGACUGAAGCACAGCUUAUUUCUCUCAGAGCCACAGCGCCCAGCCGCGCUCUCCGCGCACCGCGCCGCUCGCACUGAGGAACUCGGCGCAGGAACCAGAGGAAGAAACGCACAACGACUCUGGGCUGUUUUGUCUCCGCUCUGAUUACGCGUUGUGACAAGGCGCCGCGCUCCUCCGUGCGGCUUCACACAAAUUAACUGCUCGCCCAGCGCGGACCUACACCGGCUCCAGGUCGGGGGAAAUACCACUCAGAUAUCCAUUAUUUCACUUGGUUUUUGUGGAUGCACCGAUGAGAGAUCCAGUUUUCACAGGGACUGCAAUGGCUUAUCACCCUUUCCACGCACACCGGGCGACCGACUUCCCCAUGUCCGCCUUCCUCGCGGCCGCGCAGCCUUCCUUCUUCCCGGCACUCAGCCUGCCUCCCGGGGCGCUCACCAAGCCCAUGUCGGACCACGGCCUGGCCGGGGCAGCGGAGGCUGUGCUCCACCCGGCCCUCAGCCACCAUCAGGCGGCUCAUCUCCGCAGCAUGAAGAGCCUGGAGCCCGAGGAGGAGGUGGACGACGACCCCAAAGUUACACUGGAAGCCAAGGAUCUUUGGGACCAGUUUCACAAACUCGGGACGGAGAUGGUUAUUACCAAGUCCGGACGGAGGAUGUUCCCCCCGUUCAAAGUGCGGAUAAACGGCCUCGAUAAAAAAGCCAAAUACAUCCUGCUGAUGGACAUCGUGGCGGCGGACGACUGCCGCUACAAGUUCCACAACUCCCGCUGGAUGGUGGCGGGCAAGGCCGACCCGGAGAUGCCCAAGAGGAUGUACAUCCACCCGGACAGCCCGGCCACCGGCGAGCAGUGGAUGGCCAAGCCUGUUGCGUUCCAUAAACUCAAGCUGACCAACAACAUCUCGGACAAACACGGAUUUCAGACCAUCCUGAACUCCAUGCACAAGUACCAGCCGCGGUUCCACAUCGUGCGGGCCAACGACAUCCUGAAGCUCCCCUACAGCACCUUCAGGACCUACGUGUUCCCGGAGACCGAGUUCGUGGCCGUGACGGCGUAUCAGAACGACAAGAUAACGCAGCUGAAGAUCGACAACAACCCUUUUGCGAAAGGAUUCAGAGACACGGGGAACGGAAGGAGAGAGAAAAGGAAACAGCUGACCAUGCCGUCGCUGCGGAUGUAUGAGGACCAGUGCAAGGCGGACCGGGAGGGCGCAGACUCGGACGCCUCCUCCAGUGAUCCUCCAGCGGGCAGGGACACAGUCCACUCCCCGCUGGGCGACGGUUCCAGCCCGCUGAGGUUCAGCAGACCGAGUCGAGAUGAGAAAACGUGCUCUGACAGCGAGCAGGAGCUGGAGCCUCAUGACGAGCACUGCGACGCCUCCAGCAGCCCAGGUCCUGAACCCGUGUCCCCCUACAGCUCCAGGUGUGAGGACCGCGUGCGGGACAGGCCUAGUGCAGAAAAGAAGGAUGACUCCGUAUUCAGUAUAAGGAACCACGAGAAGGACAAAGCAGAGAGCAGGCACAGGAAGGACACCACAGAUGCACUGACAAAGGACUCAGACGCAGGAGGCAUUAGUGCCAGUAAGGACACGUUCUCUCCUCUCAUGGUCCAGACUGAGAGCCCCUCGCACUUCAGCCCAGGCCACUUACAAAGCCUGGCUCUGUCUGGCCUGCACAGUCAGCAGUUCUUUAACCCUCUGAACGCCGGAUCACCGCUGUUGUUUCACCCCGGGCAGUUUGCCAUGGCCCCUGGAGCCUUUUCUGCUAUGGGAAUGGGCCAUCUUUUGGCCUCUGUAUCGGGACUUAGUGGUUUGGAAAAUGGCAGCCUCUCCGCCCAGGGCACGGGAGGAAACCCCUUCCCCUUCCAUCUGUCCCAGCACAUGCUCGCCUCACAGGGCAUCCCGAUGCCUCCAUUCGGGGGUCUUUUCCCGUACCCUUACACCUACAUGGCAGCGGCUGCAGCAGCAGCGUCCGCCUCGGCCCUCCCCACCGCCAGCACCUCCAGCCCACUCUCCAGGAAUCCCUUCCUGGCCUCGUCCCGGCCCCGGCUCCGCUUCAACCCUUACCAGCUCCCGGUGUCGCUGUCUCAGAGCUCCGGUCUGCUCACCACCGGCCUGCCCAGCAGCCUCAACCCAGGCUCUGAAUCCUCCAAACCGGGCAGCAGAGAGGCCAGCCCGGCCCCGGAGCACCACAGCAAACACAAGACAGGAGGGUCAAGUGGAAGGGACGCAUCCCCCAAAACCGCCAUGAAGGACUCAGUGAAUGAACUGCAAAGUAUCCAGAGACUGGUGAGCGGCCUGGAGGGCCAGAGGGAGUCCCCCCCGACUGCUGACUCCCCCAAGUGAUGAGGAGUCUCUGUUUAGGACAAUGUCUUGGCUUGAAUACCAGAGGACUAUACGUGCAUAUGUCCUGUACAGCACAUUACAGAGAGUGGGAUGAGGGUUUGACCAACAAGGGUCAGUGACGGCUGAUUACUGAUAUUCUUUUGGAACAAAGCUGCAGAUUGAAUGAAACUUAGUCCAUAUACUUAAAUUUAACCUUUUUUUGAAUUCACAAGUAUUGAAGGUUUCCUCUUGAGCUGACCUGUUGAAAGAGUGGAAAAGCAUGUCAGAAAAUAUUUGGACUAUAUCAGACCCUUAAAUCCCAGUGUUUAGAGUUAGCAGGCUGACCACCCAGGAAACUGAGUACAUUUCUAUAUCGGUGGAAUAAAACAUAAAUUAACAAUAAUUUAUAAGUAAGCUACAUAAAUUAAAAGUGCAAAUUAUUAAUAAAGACAGUAUAACGCUGAAUAAUCCUAAAAUAUUAUUAAAAUACAAGUUGAAGGAAGUGUCACACACAGAGAGAGAGAGAGAGAGAGACACUGAUCAUUUCCACUACAGCAAAUAAUGCAAUGGAUCAAAGGUUUAUCAUGUCCUCUAAAUCAGAGGUGGAGGCCAGCAGGCCCAGUAUCGGCCCCGCAUAUCGGUGUCACCUGCCGCAGAGCCCGCAGCUCCACUGAGCCGCGCACCGCAGAGAGUGCGUGUUGACCGUGGUUGACUUGAAGCACCGAGUCGAUCUCAAGCUGCAUCCAAAAAACUGUGUUCGUUUUCCAGGCCUGAUUAUUUCAAAGGGAUGGAAAGUGAAACGUUCCGUCUUGCGAGAGAAAGAGACCGCUUCUCAUUUCAUGCCAGAUAAAAAAAAUGUUUCUGAAAUAUUUAUGUAAUUAAGAAUAAAAAAAAAAAAUCUGUAAAUAAAGCUAAGAUCCAAGAAUAUGCAAUUGGUAUUAAUUUAUUCAAGGCUGUAUAUUAGCGUGUAUAUAUUUCGAAUUUAACUGGUUGCUUUUUCCCCUCCGCCUGCUCCUGUCCUCUCAUUUUACAUGACCAUAUACUGUAAAUUAAAGCUAUUUAGCGCUUGUUGGUUUGACGAACUGUAUGAAGCAUCGCUGGUUUUUUAGGAGACGUGUGUGCCAUGUUUUAGUGUCUGCAUCCACCGACAAAUACAAAGGAACAGAGCGAGAGCUCCACAUGGAUUCAAAAACACCUCAGGUUACUUCACUCCAGCCAGGAGACGUUCAAAGCGAUUCCUCCUGUGGGCGCGUCAUUCAUAUCUAUUCAUAAAUAUAUUUAAAGAUGAAAGUAUCUUGUUUAUGCUGGUUGUCCGGGUAUUUUUUUUUUUUUGAUUGUCUCACAAUUUCAAUAAAAAAUCGUUGUGCUGAAAA